AUGUUGAAUUAUGGAAAUGUUGUACUGGCAAGUUUCCUAGUCUUUCUACCAUUUGUUCAAAUGGUAACUCUGGAACAAGGCCUCGCAAAUCCUGAUAAGUAUAUACGUUAUGAUAGAAACGAGUUCAACAUUGGAAUGCACGUUGGCCUUUCGUUGAUUAUUAUCACUUGGGUACAAAAGGAAACGUCAUACAUAAAUGAAAAUUACAAGCUUCAAUUUGAAUUUUGCUUGAUAUUUCCUAUCCGUUCCCAUCGAACUGUCUCUCUUCUUUUGUCAUUGCUACUACUCUAAUGAAUGAAUGAGCAGCGAAUACGAUCGCUAAUCAGUCAUUCAGUCGGCUAGUAGAAAAACAAUCAUUAAUUGCUGCUCUCUGUUUGUUGUCUUUUGUUUUUUGAUUCUGUACUAAAUUAUUGUUAACUGAAUAACUGUAUGUCACGUUUCUAAUAUAUGUGUCUUUGUAGGUGUGUAUCGCUGUGUGCAUAGACCUGUGCGUAAUUUUCUGUUAUGCCUUAGCGACUACAAUUUAACUAUUUGUGUUGGUGUACGUGUAUGUGAAUGUAUGUGUGUGUGUAUGUUUAUCUGACUUCAUUUAUUCAUAUGU
Messenger RNA from Trichobilharzia szidati, 601 nucleotides. The record is from the annotation of a GenBank genome assembly. Lineage: Eukaryota; Metazoa; Platyhelminthes; Trematoda; Strigeidida; Schistosomatidae.